Molecule: messenger RNA, 933 nt
Organism: Closterium sp. NIES-65
Lineage: Eukaryota; Viridiplantae; Streptophyta; Zygnematophyceae; Desmidiales; Closteriaceae
Source: the annotation of a GenBank genome assembly
AUGGCCUCGCCGACACCUACGGCCCCGUCGCCCUCUCCUAGCGGCCAGGUCGCCGCCUCCACCGGCCCAGCAGCCGAGCCGCCCAGCAGCUGUGCCACCCAGCAGCUGUGCCGCCCAGGAGCCGAGCCGCCCACCUGCCGAGCAGCUGAGCCGCCCAGCAGCCAAGCUGCCCAGCAGCCAAGCCGCCGAGCAGCCGAGCCGCCCACCAGCCGAGCCGCCGAGUCGCCCAGCAGCCGAGCCGCCCAGCAGCCGAGCCGACCAGCCGCCGAGCCGCCCUACUGUCGAUCCGCUGCUGUUCCUACUGGUGAGCUCACUCCUUCGGACCACUUCCUCUCAGUUUGCCCUACCACUCUCACCGUUGACCUCCUCGAGAAGGGCCUCCUAGCAGCAAAGAAGAGCAUAGUCGCUGUAGGAGCCUCUCGUGGUGACCCUCGCACCCCCGUCUUUGAGGGGUGUUCCCCCUCCCCCCUCUUGCCCUCUAUUGCUUCUGCUGCUGCGGCCGACCUCGUUGGUUUCGAGUCGGUCGGCGCUGCGUCUGCCCUUAGCGGAAGACGCCGCACCGGCAAGGGCAAGGGGGGCAAGGGCGCUGGAGGGGCUGGUGGAGGUGGUGGUAGAGGCAGUGGAGGGAGUGGGGGUGGUAGUGGGAGUGGUGGCGGGGGUGGCUGCGGCGGCAGCAGCAGUGGAGGCGGAGGAGGCGGCGGUGGAGGCGGAGGGAGCGGAGGCGGCGGAGGUGGCGGAGGAGGCGGAGGUAGAGGAGGCGGCGGAGGCGGCGGCGGCGGCAGUGGUGGAGCGGGUCGCGACUCUGCGCAGAGGAGUGGGUCAGGUGGUGGUCUGCGCCAGCAGCAGCGGAGUGUUACGUCCUCCGUACCAGCGGUCGAGCUGGUGAGCAGUGCGGGGGCCCGCACUCCACCCAGCACUGCUUCAGUCGCCUGA